Tarenaya hassleriana is the source of this 555-nucleotide messenger RNA. RefSeq lists its product as uncharacterized. The record is from RefSeq and is a predicted model, not a curated record. The transcript is spliced from 5 exons. The coding region runs from base 1 to 555 and encodes 184 amino acids. Lineage: Eukaryota; Viridiplantae; Streptophyta; Magnoliopsida; Brassicales; Cleomaceae.
AUGGACGAACCGUUGGGGUUGUGGAAUCAUAUUUGGCGAAAGGAUGGGAAAUGCCCGAAGAACACCGUUCCAAUCAUACGGCAGACAAGAGAAGAUUUGUUAAGAGAAGUUUCCAUUAAGAAGAAGAAGCGGCUUCCACCACAAAACAUAUCUUAUGCUGCCGAUGAUCUAAGCGAACAUGAGUGGGCAAUACUACGCAAUUGGGGUCCACUUGUUGGAGGAAAGGUGCGCAUAGCAGUAUGGAAACCCUAUGUCGAGUGGGGCAGAGACGAAUUCAGCUUAGCUCAGAUGUGGGCCGUGAGUGAGGAUCAUGCCAAUGGUGUCAGCACCUUGGAAGCUGGCUGGCAGGUGUACCCGUAUGGGUUUGGAGAUACAGAGCCACAUUUCUUCAUAUUUUGGACAGAUGAUUCAUACAAUCAAACGGGCUGCUACAAUGCUAAUUGUCCCGGAUUUGUCCUAACGAACAGAGAGUUCGUCAUAGGUGCUGUCAUGAGCCCCAUAUCUAUCUAUGAUGGUGAUCAACAAGAAUUCAUACUCCAAAUCUCAAGGAAAUAG